CGAGUCUAGUUCAAAUGUGGCGCGGACAGUUCUGAAACUGUUGCUGGCAGUAGCGGAGUGCGAAUUGUGAACACACCGAAUUAAACGCACGCGAGUGGUUCUAAAAACGAGUUUAAGCCGGACAGUGCUUCAACCGUCAAGGGAGAUAAGAGGCUUUGGCUGCGCACAUACAUUGUAGGUGAUGGCGCGCCAGCAGUGUUGGCUGAUCCUGGCAGCCUGCGCCCUCUCAGCUGUUGUUACCUGGGGAUCGGCGAGAACUGCAAACGAUGACGGAAUCUGCAUCAGGGUGACGCAGUACGUUGCUGGUGAAGGCAAGAGGGCUAUCGAUGGGACUACACUCACUUACUGUGCGAGCGAGAGGGACUGUCGCAAAACAGCCGAUCAGGUCUGCUGUAACGGCUGGAGACGGGACCCGGAUUCGAAGAAGUUACGCUGCAUCAAGAUCAUCAGUAAUGACUCUGCACUGGAUAUUUAUACUGACCUGGGCAGUGCUGAAGAUUCCAGACCAGUUGGCAGGUUUGAGAAUGCAUUGAAGAAAGAAGCUGGUGUCCAGAAGAACGUGAGACGCCCUCGUGGAUCACCAUCCUCGCCUGAGAACACUUCUCCUGGGAGACCUCUUGUAAAUAUUAGCCAUAGUGAAGCAAAUGGACCUUCGAAUGGGAGUGUUAAGGUGUCAGGCACAGCUGAUGAUCACUCUGUACAGGAUCGACAACAGGCCUCGCAAAAUGCCUCUCCGGACGUGGCAGCCAAAGGAAAUGGGAAGACUGGAACUGGGGCACUCAAGAGCAAUCAGACCAACUCUCCAGCGAUUCCGGCUGUAGCUAGCAGUGGUACCGGCCACACGUUGACAAAUGGGAAACAGCCAGUAGAGCCUCCGGGAAGUAGUGCCAAUAACACUCAGUCCGAGCCAAAUGCUGCGAGCAGUGCUCAGCUACCUGUCACUGCCACCAGGGAUGCCCCACAUUCCAGUACAGAGAAACAAUCUCGACCCUCCGAAAGCCAUACAGAAGUGACUGGUACUAACCAGGAAUCCUCGAAGAAUGGGCCAUCGUCUGCACAUGAACAGUCGAACACCAUUUCUAGCCAGGUUGAAGAGCCACAUGGCGUUCCAUCAGUGGUUGUUCACACUGAACCCAAAAACGACGGUAGCAGUCCCAGCGCUAUUGGCCACUCUGAGGUGGACUCACAGCCAUCUGCCAUGAAGGAACAUAGUGACCAGCAUGGGGACACCACCCAAACGAGAGGCCCAGCAGGACCAGUGAGAAGUUCUGUCGCCACAGCGUCCACUGCUGCCAGCGGCGUGACCACCAGCAUGGCUUCACAACCACCAGUUCCCAUCACAGACCUAGCAAUGGCUACCAGUACCUCCAAAGUACAGCCCCAGGGGGGGCAGACUGUCACCAGUCUGAGUCCAUCGAUCAAUCACAGCGCUGACUCAGUAACGACUGCCUCAUCAGUGUCCACUACCCUCAGCGAAAGCAGAGGGUCUGCAAGCCCAUCAGGGCAAAGCAAUAACCAUCCAACUGCCAGUGGUUCUGUAGUCCAUGCACCCAUGCAUAUUGACCAAGACAUCAGUUCCACGAACCAAAGUGCACAAGAUACAGGAGGACCCCUGACACUUACAAGCGAAGAUCUGGCCCAUGGACGUCAUGAGGACACCAUACCAUCGCCAGGCACCUUUCAGUCCACCUCUGCACCACCCACUCCCAUCAGCACCAUCCAUUCCAGUGCAUCCGCCACCACCGCAACCAGCACUAGUGCAUCAGUAUCUGCAGCAGUCAGCACCACCGCAACUGGUGCUGCUGUAUCACAGCCACAAGGCUCCAAUGGCACACACGUAGUUGAAAAGGGAACAAUUGACAACAUCGUCCAUGGGGGACCUUCAGCUCCACUUGAAAUCGCUACAACUGCAUCGAAUCAGACCGUCACCCAUGUGGGCACCACUCCUGCAAGUGUUGCCACCAGAACCAGUGUUCCAGUUGUACAGCACCCAAACGUGCAGACAGGUAACAUCAACGAAUACAACGUUACAGUGGAAACCAAGAGCCGCAACGGAAGUAAAACCCAAGGGGCCUCGGCUGGAGAUUCUUCUGCGACUGCCGGUCAACAGGGAGGCACCAGCGCUGCCAACACUACAGAGAAGAACGGCAACGGCACCAGUGUUGCCAACUGCUCACUCGCUGAACCCCUAAAGAACUGCAGUAACACUAACGAUACCGCCCCCACUGUUACGCCGCAGUCGUCGACGGCGCCACCAGUCGCAAAACCGCUGGGUGACAAGGCUCACGCCGGAACCGCACUGCCAUCUGGCCGCAGCGCGUCGAAAACGGCGAGCGAGGUGACUAUCAGCCUGCUUCUCGUGGCAGCCGUCGCCUUCGUGGUGGCGCUGCUGUACUGGCGCUCACGGCGGCGGAGGCGGCGAUACAUAAACUGCGGCACUCGCGAGCCAAAUCUCCACUUCUCAAACCCAGUGUAUGACCUGGAGGCAAUGAUGGAACAAACGUCUCUGGUGAAGCUGCAGAAUGCUGCAGACGUCGAAGAUGGCGAUCUCGAAGACUCGGACCGAGACGCGACUUUCCAGAGGAAGUGAGCUUGUGGCAACAGGAACUUGACAUGGAUUGCUAAUACGUGAAACAGGAGAGCAUGUGGACCCAUCAGGCAUCAGAAAUCUGUGGGACCCCACAGUCAGUGCUGUCAUGAAACUUUCUGUCGUGUGUAUUGCUGGCUUUCCUCACAGUCCAUGAGCUGUGUGUCAGUGCAUUGUGAUGCCAGAGUAUUAAGCAUUUAGAUAACUAGUGUCAGAAAUGGAGCUGAAAUAUGGCCCAAUUCGCUACAUCCUAAGUUUUUCUGUAACAGACUGCCUGAUGUCAGUGUGUCGAUGUUACUUUGUGAAGAUUCAAAUUUUUUGUGUUUAAAAUUUGAGAGUGCCCUCCUUAAAGGGGGCAUAUUUUGCACUUUCACAGGAAACUACAUGUGUGAUUUAUUAAGAAACUGGAUUUAUUACCAGAUGUUCUACAAUAUUUUUCUUGUGUAUGCUGAAAUAAUUUUCAGUUUAGUAAGAUGUUGAUAGUUUUGUGUAACAUUUGGGUGAUGCCAAAUGUGAAAUUUUUCACCAUGACAUUUAAGACCAGUUCAUUUCCUACAGCUGCAGAAAGAUUUUUCUUUUUCUCUAUCUCUGUUCUAAAUCUCUUUUAUAGAUUUGUUAUUGUAUAUGUUUCUUUUAUCUUUUAUGACAAAAGAUCGUCAUACAUUGCUGAUGUAAUUUCUGAAUUCUAUAAUUUUCUGUGACACAGUAUUCCAACAUUGUGCUGAAUUUUAAGUCAAUUGACAUUCAUUACUAACUAUAACUGCUUCUUAAUGGUAGAUUUAUUUUGACAGAAAACAUGAUGUGCUAUUUAUGGCUGUCCUUAAUGUGCUUCUUUACAUGAUUUUUUUCCAUUCUUAAUCAUAAUUUUCAGCUUGAGAUUGAUUGCUGGGACUCCAGUUGUGUGUAAGGCAUUGCCUACAAAGAACCACCUUGUGUUACUUAUCCAACCAUAAUAUGAUGAUUCCUAAGCUUAUGUUCAAAAUGAUCUAUUUAUUUGAAAAUUCCAUCAUUUUUCUUAUCCAUACAGUAGGAGAAAAAUACUUUGUUCUUUAUUCCUUCAGUGCGCCUAUAGUCCAUCAUUAUCUUUACAUGAGCAUUUCUUCUUUUGUUUUGUGGACAACCUUGUCUUCAGAUACAGUACUUGUUGAUGUCCAGUGUACUUUGUUCUGCUACCGUCUCACCUUUGAAUCUUCCAUCACUUUCAGUGAAUCUCGUUACCAGCAACCACUUCUGUACACUAUCUUUGUUUGCCUGGAGUUUCCAACUUAUGUCACCAGGAAUGUUGUCAGUCUGCUCCUGUUAAGACAGAUUGCAUGGCAGAAGUUAGGCAGUCUCUUAUUCCCAAAUGGUGUCCAUCAUUUCUCAGUAUCCAGCAUUUCGCCACCUUCUUAUGCAACGUGACACUUCCUAUCCUAAGACUUUUUGACAGUUUCUCAUUAAAGCUUAUAAAGUUGUCUCAUAUGUAGCCCAGGCUCAUCAUUUUUGGACAUGCACAGGACCUGAUAUGAUUGUGACUUGUCUCCCCAUUAUUGUGGUUUCAUAUUGUACACAUCAUUACCUAUUUCAUUUUUUACACUCUUACAGUUUUUUCUUGUGUUUGACCUCUCCCAUAGGUAUUUCAGUGUUUCGAUAUGUUACAUAUCCCCUGAAUUUUUUUUUAUCUUGGUCACAUAUUUUCUUUUUAGUUAAAAAUUUUGAAUUCCAUUUUAUAAAAGUUUUGGCACAGUUUUCCAUCUUUCUUUCCAUCUGUGGUGGGAUAAUCGUAUACCUAGUAUUAUUUUGGGACAUCUGAAAAUUAAUCAGUGUUUACU
Schistocerca piceifrons (Central American locust) is the source of this 4398-nucleotide messenger RNA. RefSeq names its product pneumococcal serine-rich repeat protein-like. Bases 182 to 2590 code for a protein of 802 amino acids. Lineage: Eukaryota; Metazoa; Arthropoda; Insecta; Orthoptera; Acrididae. The transcript is spliced from 8 exons. The record is from RefSeq and is a predicted model, not a curated record.